UUACGAUAACAAAGUAACAUGUACCUAUCUCUUGCAAUCGGUGUAUUUAUUAAGGUUUUUGCUGUAUGCAUUGGAGACAAUCUAGACAACAACAACCCAGAUGACAGAGGGGUUGUGUUUGACAUGGACAUUUCACCACCUGAUGAAACAAUGAACUUUGACACCAAUUGGUCGUCAAACUGGGAGGGAGGAUAUCAAACUUUUGAGUUCGCAAGUGAAAAUCACAAAAAAUAUGAAUUAAAAUGCUAUGUGUAUUCUGUUGAUAUCAAUGGAAAGACACAACCUUCAUCCAGAGCAAGAAUCAUAAGUAAAUCUGAAGGAGUAGAAAUAGAUAACGUUCAGAUUGUAGAUUGGUGCAAAAACAUUGAUUUCAGGAACUCUAUUCAAGCAAAAUCCGUUAACGAUGUCGGAAAACAUACCUUGAUUUACGUUGAUGAUUCAGGCCAUCGUCAUGAGAGACAAUUUGAAAUCACCAGCAACAAAUUUACUACAUUCGUAAAAAGAGGGCCAGUCCAAGACGUGGAUGGAGUAACACCACACCCUGGACAUAUAUCAAAUUGGGGCCAAUCAGGGACCUGGGCUGUAACAGAGUUCCUCAAUGACAUAAGAAAAACAAAAACAGCACUUUCGACCGUGGGUGACCGUAUAAAGCAAGAAAUAGUGUGUUUACCAAAUGAAUGUUUUGUUAAAUGCGGAAUGCACACUCAUCCACCAACAAGUAGGGAAAGUAUGAGAGUCGCUACUGUGGUCGUCAGGUCUUAUCCCGUCGAGAGAAUACGAGUUACAACAUGUAACACAUAUGCUUUGGACACAUCAAUCAGAUUGAAGGAAGUCAAAGAUGUGAGAGUAGGAAAUGUUAAUAGACUGGAAAUUAAGAUAGUUUACAUGAACACUGCCGGCAGAUGUGUUACAAAACAAUACACUGUACUACUACAGCCUAAACACACGGAUGGUGUAUUGGAACUUGCGUCAAUUAAGAAGACGCUGGUUGGUUCAGAGCAGGACUGUCCAACUUUAAUGAGAGUAAAAGCUCAGUGGACACGCCCUUUCAUUUCAUAUUCAUACGCCUUGACCAACCAGGCGACCAAGACUGCACUGCCCUCUGGAUGGAACGAAUUUGAAUCUGUCACUCGUCAGUCGUCACGUCACGUCAGUCUCAGUCAGUUCAGUUCAGAAUCCGAAUGA
Messenger RNA from Macrosteles quadrilineatus (aster leafhopper), 1185 nucleotides. RefSeq lists its product as uncharacterized. Bases 19 to 1185 code for a protein of 388 amino acids. NCBI's taxonomy places the organism in Eukaryota, Metazoa, Arthropoda, Insecta, Hemiptera, Cicadellidae. The transcript has 6 exons. The record is from RefSeq and is a predicted model, not a curated record.